AUGAAGACCUCUGCCUUUAUCACGCUGGCCCUUGCUGGGUCGGCGCUUGGUGUCCGCCGCGGCAACUGGAACCCUGACGACGGCGGCGAUGGUUGGUCCCCGACCGACUCAGGCAGCUGGGGCACCGAGACCUCCGACACUUGGACGUCGGAGACCUGGGGCUCGGAGACCUGGAGCUCGGAGACCUGGAGCUCGGAUUGCACCACCUCCACGACCCCUGCUCCGCCUCCGCACACCACCACGCAUAAGCACUCGUCCAUCCCGCAUCACUCGUCUGUCCCCCAUCAUUCGCACACGACGGCGCCGCCACCACCGCCUGUGACGACGACCACCUACGUGACGACGUCCAUCUGCCCGGUGACCACCCACAGCACCAGCUCCGGAAGCGUUGUUCCGGUGACAACACACUCGACCUCGGUCUGGACUGUCACCACCGAGUGCCCGCCUGGCCCUACAACGUCAGCGCCUGCUCCUCCAGGUCCCCAUGGGCCUGGGCACAAGAACAAUGGGACAGCCCCUCCGGGCCCCCCUGGGCCUGGUCACACGGGCCACAGCACCGCUCCUCCCGGCCCCCCUGGGCCUGGUCACAAGGGCAACGGCACCACGCCUUCCGGUCCCCCUGGGCCUGGCCACAAGGGCAACGGCACUACCCCCCCGACUACGCCGACACCUUGUCCUAGUGGUAACAACACUACCCCUACGGUUCCCGGUACCAAGGGCAAUGGGACCACCCCAACGGGCCCCCCUUCUAGCCAUGGGGGCAACGGUACCGCUCCGCCGACGCCGCCGACACCUUGUCCCAGUGGUAACAGCACUACGCCUUCGGCGCCUGGUACCAAGGGCCACGGCACCACCCCGCCGACUUCUCCGACACCUUGUCCUAGUGGUAACAGCACCACCCCGCCGACUUCUCCGACGCCUUGCCCCAGUGGUAACAGCACCACUCCUGUGACCCCUGGGCAUCAGGGCAACGGCACCGUCCCGUCGAACCCGGCUGCCGUGGUGACCCAUCCGAGCGGAGCUCCUCCUCCGCCCCCGGCUCCGGGCUCGCCCUCCACGUCGGGAACUCCUGGGUCUCCUGGGUCUCCUGGGUCUCCUGGGUCUCCCAAAUCUCCCGAGUCUCCUGAGUCUCCUGGGUCUCCCAAAUCUCCCGAGUCUCCCGAGUCUCCCGAAUCUCCCGGGAGCCAUCCCGGCCCCAGCCAUGGCAACGGCACCAGUGCCCCUGAGCACCCCGGCCCGGCCUCCUCCAGCAGCCCUGGCGGUCACGGAAACGGCAACGGCAACGGCAACGGCGGCAGCCCCAACAAGCCGCCCACUGUUCCCACCAGCGAUGCCUUCCACACCUCAGCCAAGGCGACCACGUUUGUCGGUCUCCUGGCCGGUCUGACCAGUGUGGUCCUGCUGCUAUAA
Sporothrix brasiliensis 5110 is the source of this 1410-nucleotide messenger RNA. RefSeq lists its product as uncharacterized. The coding region runs from base 1 to 1410 and encodes 469 amino acids. The record is from RefSeq and is a predicted model, not a curated record. The transcript is spliced from 2 exons. Lineage: Eukaryota; Fungi; Ascomycota; Sordariomycetes; Ophiostomatales; Ophiostomataceae.